GCAUUUAGUGGUUCCGUCUUGUUUCAGUGGCUCAGUGAGUUUUAAAAUAAAUAAGGUUUCUAGCUACGUAUACAUAUUUUUUUACAAUGGAAGGUGCCAACUGCUCUCUCAAAGUUAAUAGGUCUCUGCUGGAUCCCAAAUUCGAGAGCUACAAGUUGACCCUGGAUCCCUUGCCCUGUUACAAUGUGGCAUUAGAUGCAGCUGUGGCAGAAGUGAAGCUUCGAGAUGACCAGUACACGCUAGAUCACAUGCGCGCCUUUGGCAUGUACAAUUAUCUGCACUGUAACCCCUGGGUUCCUGACAGCAUGUUCUUUGUGGACCAGAUGCGAAGAGUAAUGAACUUUACUGUUACGCUGGAUACAGCCAUGGGGAAACCAAUCGAGGUUUUUAGAUUUCCAAGCGAUAUGAGCGCCUGUGAGAAAUGCCUGUGUGCUUCCAUGCAUUUUACAUCUGCAACAAUCGUGACUCUCUCAGAUGGAACAGGGUCAUUAUAUCUCAUUAGAACUGGAAAGCAUUGUGACAGUACACCUGGAAAGUGGGAGAUGCUGUUUAAUCAAGAACUCGGAGCUCCUUUUAUUGUAGUUCACAGCAUUUCUUCGGUUCAGUCAGAGCUGCACGUUAUUGAUGUCCUUUUAUUGUCUAUUGAAAAAGAUGAAUUGGAUAUCGAAGGAAGUGGAUUCCACACCUGUCUAGAAUGGGUAUCUCUUGCAAGGAAAAAAAGUGAAGAAGAUGGUAAAUAUGAAAUCCUAAAACGUAGAAGCCUUCAUGGAAAAUCUGUUCCGCAUUAUGCAGCUAUUGAAACAGACGGAAAUGGACUGAUGAUAAUCUCUUAUAAGCCCUUCAGGUUCGAUGCAGGUGGGGAAAAUCAGUCGGAAUCAACUGAAGAUGAGAAGAUGGAGGAAGAGGGAAAAAAAGAACCACUUUACAUUUGGCGACAAACUGGAGAAGAUGUGACUUUAACCUUCCAACUUCCAGAAGAUGUGACAAAAGGGGACAUUAAGAUCACAUUUUCUUCAAAUCACCUUAGUAUUUCUUUAAAGGACCACGAACCUCUUCUGAAAGGGCAACUUUAUUCAAUUAUUGAUCAUGAAAGUAGUUCUUGGAUUCUAAAUGACAAAAGAAGUGUGGAAGUCACUUUAGUGAAGAGAGAUGUCGGAUGCAUGUGGGCCGAGAUAAUUGUUGGGGAUAAACAAGGAGAAUAUGUUGCAGAUCCAGCCCAGUGUGCUACUAUAGCCGAACAACUAAUGCAUCUCACUUCUGAAGAUAUGAAUCCAGAUCCAGAUAAAGGGAAACCUCCAUGUAAUGCUCAGGAGUUGGAGGAAUGUGAUAUGUUUCUUGAUGACAGCACAAGUUUGUGUCGAUUUGAUGGGCAAAGACAGAAAGUCACACACGUGGUUAAUCUGGGUAGCAACCAGUAUCUUUUUUCACUAGCAGCCACUCCUGAGCUCAUGCCUUGUUUCUGCUUACGACAUGACGUAGAUGCUCUUCUUUGGCAACCGGUUUCAUCAGAUCAAGACAAUCUAUGGGAUCAUAUUGCAACAUUCAAUGCUCUAGGAUAUGUCCAAGCAUCAAAGCAAGAUAAGAAGUUUUUCAGUUGUGCACCAAAUUUCUCUUAUGCAGCUCUUUGUGAAUGUGUGCGCAGAAUAUUCAUCUAUCGGCAGCCGUCUCCCAUGUCUACUGUACUGUAUAAUAGGAAAGAAGGAAGACGAGUCGGGCAGGUUGCUAAGCAGCAGGUAGCAAGCCUAGAAACUAGCGAUACCAUCCUAGGAUUUCAGGCCACCAAUGAAAGAUUAUUUGUGCUAACAGCCAAGAAUUUGUUUGUAAUAAAAGUAAACAAUAUAGACUAAUUACAAAUCAAUUUCUUUAGGUAACAUUCCUGAAAUUAUACUUUUAUCGCUUUUGAUAUAAAAUAUGCAUAUCACAUCAUGUUUCAUUUUACCAAAACAAUUGUGUAUUCAAAAUCUACAUGUAACCUAAAAAAAUCAAAAUAAAUAAAAAUUUAUAUCGUAAUAA
Molecule: messenger RNA, 2013 nt
Organism: Bombina bombina (fire-bellied toad)
Lineage: Eukaryota; Metazoa; Chordata; Amphibia; Anura; Bombinatoridae
Gene: NUDCD1
Product: NudC domain containing 1
Exons: 10
Coding region: 87-1847 (586 amino acids)
Source: RefSeq, a predicted model, not a curated record